Molecule: messenger RNA, 1017 nt
Organism: Parastagonospora nodorum SN15
Lineage: Eukaryota; Fungi; Ascomycota; Dothideomycetes; Pleosporales; Phaeosphaeriaceae
Exons: 2
Coding region: 1-1017 (338 amino acids)
Molecular function (GO): oxidoreductase activity, acting on the CH-OH group of donors, NAD or NADP as acceptor
Source: RefSeq, a predicted model, not a curated record
AUGAUCACAAUCACGAUCCGUUGUUUCGUGCUUACUGCGGCGUGUGCGGCACUGCACGGGGCUGAUUCUUCGCGCCUGCCACUCCCCGUUGCCCACGCCGACACCCUCCAUUGCUAUCUGAAAUGGGCCUGCACGCUUUGGGCCGUGCUGGACCUCAAUGCGGUGCUGAAUCGCUGGGCUGAGAACAGGUGGCUAUGGCGCGACGACACUGGCGCAUGGGACUGGGAGAAGGAGAUUGCCGUGGUUACUGGGGGCGCCCAGGGCAUUGGCGCCUGCGUGGUCAAGAACCUUCUCUCCCACGGCAUAAGCUGCGCCGUCUUGGACGUCGCACCCUUGUCCGCCAACUAUACCAAACACGAGCUCAACCUCGUUCGAUACUACAAAUGCGACAUCACCUCACCCCACGAUUUGCACAGUGCCGCCGAGGCCAUCCGCUCAGACUUGGGCCACACUUCCAUCUUGAUCAACAAUGCUGGCAUUGGAAACGCUUACACCAUCCUCGACAUACCCCUCGAAAACUUGAAGAAGAUAUUCGACAUCAAUCUACUCAGUCAUUGGAGUACAGUAAAAGAGUUUCUACCUGACAUGCUAGCCAAGAAGAAAGGCCACAUCAUGAGCGUUGCAAGUCUGGCUUCUUUUGUCUCACUCGCUGCUGCAGUAGACUACAGCUGCACUAAAGCGGCACUGCUUGCUUUCCAUGAAGGCCUCGGCCAGGAAUUGAAGCACAGAUACAAGUGUCCGCAGAUCAAGACCACCAUUGUCCAUCCCAGCUGGACCAAGUCCGCCAUAACUGCGCAUCCAGCAAUACAGGCCGGCCUUGAGAGCAUCGGCGUGAAGCUCCUCGAAGCCGAACAUGUGGCCGAAGCAAUGGGUAGACAGAUCAUUGCGGCGAGGAGUGGCCAACUCAUUCUCGGUCCACGCAUCUCCCCGAAGAUACGCGCUCUGCCCACCUGGCUACAGGAGGUCAUUCGAGAUAGUCAGGCUAAUGUAGUCAGCGGGAGCGGCUCAACAGGUUAG